GGGCCCCUGGGUAUUGUUCUUCCUACCUCCAGCUUGGGGUCUGGGGGCUCAGGAGGCCCUCUCCUCAAGAUGCGGGGUCGGGGGUCUCCUGACCCCCCAGGACCCCAGGAAAGGCCUCAGCCAUUGUUCCCUUCCCUCGAAAGUCUGGAGGUCCUGGCCUCUGGAAGCCUCUCCCUCGACUCCGGAAGGGUCCCAGGGAUUUCUUCUCCCUCCUUCCAGCUGCGAAAUGGGAAAGGAGGCAGCCGCAGCCUCUGGGAUCCUGUCCCAGAAACGACCGGCAGUUCCACAGCCGGGAUGCGGCGCUCUGUCCUGGUCAGGAACCCGGGCCACAAGGGCGUGAGGCCCACCUAUGAAGAAAUCGACUCGGACUCGGAAGACCUGGACCCCAAACACGAAGAUCUGGACCCAGUUUCUGAAGACCCAGAGCCGGAUCCAGAAGACCUCAACACUGCCCCGGAAGACGUGGACCCCGGCUAUGAAGACCUGGACCCCACCUCUGAGGAGCCCCAAGAUCUGGACCCCAUGUCUUCAAGUUUCGAUCUCGAUCCAGACGUCAUUGGCCCUGUACCCCUGGUCCUCGACCCCGACAGCGAAGCCCUCAGUCCUGCCGCGGCAGACGUGGACCCGCUCUCCUCCAGCAUCACUGCCGCCCCCGAGGUCCUGGCCUCCAGCCCUGCGGUGCUCCCCGCCCCAGCCAGCCCGCCCCGGCCCUUCUCCUGCCCCGAUUGCGGCCGCGCCUUCCGCCGCAGCUCGGGGCUGAGCCAGCACCGCCGCACCCACAGCGGCGAGAAGCCGUACCGCUGCCCCGACUGCGGCAAGUCCUUCAGCCACGGCGCCACGCUGGCGCAGCACCGCGGCAUCCACACCGGUGCGCGCCCCUACCAGUGCGCGGCCUGUGGCAAGGCCUUCGGCUGGCGCUCCACGCUGCUCAAGCACCGCAGCAGCCACAGCGGGGAGAAGCCGCACCACUGCCCGGUGUGCGGCAAGGCCUUUGGCCACGGCUCGCUGCUGGCACAGCACCUGCGCACGCAUGGGGGCCCGCGGCCUCACAAGUGCCCGGUGUGUGCCAAAGGCUUCGGUCAGGGCUCGGCGCUGCUCAAGCACCUGCGCACGCACACGGGCGAGCGGCCAUACCCGUGCCCGCAGUGCGGGAAGGCCUUUGGGCAGAGCUCGGCGCUGCUGCAACACCAGCGCACGCACACGGCCGAGCGCCCCUACCGCUGUCCGCACUGCGGCAAGGCCUUCGGGCAGAGCUCCAACUUGCAGCACCACCUGCGCAUCCACACGGGCGAGCGGCCCUACGCCUGUCCGCACUGCUCCAAGGCCUUCGGGCAGAGCUCGGCGCUGCUGCAGCACCUCCACGUGCAUUCCGGCGAGCGCCCCUACCGCUGCCAGCUCUGCGGCAAGGCGUUCGGCCAGGCCUCCAGCCUCACCAAGCACAAGCGGGUGCACGAAGGCGCCGCCGCCGCAGCCGCCGCCGCCGCCGGCUUGGGGCUCGGGCCUGGCCUGAGCUCUGCACCCGUCACGAGGCCGGGAAAGGUCUCCUUCCUGGGUCCCGAGGCUGUCUCUGUGCUGGGCUCUGGCCUGGGCCUUAGCCCAGGCCCCAGCUCUGGCUGCGGCCCGGACCCUGGGUCCCUUUCCAAUCCCAGCCCCAAGCCCCUCUCUGGCUCCGGAUCCUCCCCCAGCCCCGAUCCUGUUGAAUCUUCUGACCCUAAGCCUGGUCACAAUGCUGACCCCGACCUUGUGCUCAGCCCUGACCGUGAAUCUGAUACCAGCCCUGACCCCCACCCUGAGUCCCAGCCUGACCCCUGCUCUCCCACCCGAGACACUGUCAGCCCAGCCUUCCCUGCUGGUGAGAGUCUGGAGCGGGUUGAGGAGCAAGGGGCACUGCUGGGGCCUGAUGGCUGAAGGGGGCACCGCAGGGCGUCCACAGGGCCUGGGAAGUUGUGUGUUGUGCACUUAGUAAAACCCUCCCACUGCCUUC
Messenger RNA from Heterocephalus glaber (naked mole-rat), 1984 nucleotides. It is a transcript of the gene Znf358, whose product is annotated as zinc finger protein 358. The record is from RefSeq and is a predicted model, not a curated record. NCBI's taxonomy places the organism in Eukaryota, Metazoa, Chordata, Mammalia, Rodentia, Bathyergidae. Gene Ontology annotation, molecular function: RNA polymerase II transcription regulatory region sequence-specific DNA binding; DNA-binding transcription factor activity, RNA polymerase II-specific. Gene Ontology annotation, cellular component: nucleus. Gene Ontology annotation, biological process: regulation of transcription by RNA polymerase II; embryo development.